This is a messenger RNA of Populus trichocarpa (black cottonwood), 1407 nucleotides long. RefSeq names its product protein BASIC PENTACYSTEINE4. Gene Ontology annotation, biological process: response to ethylene. Lineage: Eukaryota; Viridiplantae; Streptophyta; Magnoliopsida; Malpighiales; Salicaceae. Gene Ontology annotation, cellular component: nucleus. Gene Ontology annotation, molecular function: DNA-binding transcription factor activity; sequence-specific DNA binding. The record is from RefSeq and is a predicted model, not a curated record. The transcript is spliced from 3 exons. Bases 270 to 1232 code for a protein of 320 amino acids.
UUGAGAGUCUGGGAGAAACCCCCAGCUACGUGUCGUUUCCCUAAAAUCCACGUAUUAACCCAAUCGGCCAUUUCUCACUCUCUCUCCCAGGCAAAAAAAAAAAAAAAACGAAGCUUUCUCUCUUCAAAUCCAUGUCACUUCUUCAAUGACGUAAAACAGGAGAUAUGUCCUCUUUCUAGAAAAUCAGUGGAUGCCCAAACUGAACAUUCAACAUUGAGGAGUUGGCUGAAACUGAUUCCUGCUUAAACUGAUAAUAAAGUGGGAACAAGAUGGAUGAUGGCGGGCAACAUCAAAAUGGAAGGUUUAAGAUGGACUAUUACAAGGCAGCUCACCCUCACCCUCACCCUCCAGCGUGGAAUAUGAUGUCUCAACAUCAAGUGAAGGAGCAAACUAAUGCCUUAGCAAUGAAUAAGAAGAUAAUGACCAUCCUCAUUGAGAGGGAUGAUGCCAUUCGAGAACGGAAUUUGGCACUAGCUGAAAAGAAGGAAGCCUUGGCCGCACGAGAUGAAGCAAUCCAGCAGCGAGAGAAGGCCCUAGUUGAACGGGAUAAAGCCUUGAUGGAGCGAGACAAUGCUCUAGCAGCAAUUCAAUACCGUGAAAAUGCAAUGAGCUAUCCUUUGAGUGGUGGAAGUCAGCGGGGAUCGAAGCGCAUUCCCCAUCCAGUAUACCAUUCAAAUGGCAUGUCAGAAGCUCUUGACACAGGGGAGAUGCACAUCACUGAUGCCUUGCCUAUAUCAUCUGUUACUGCUGAAACUGGGAAGGCACGCCAGACAAAGAGAUCAAAAGAAAAUAAGGCAGUUGGGUUGAAGGCAGCCAAGUCACCAAGGAAGGGGAGUAGAGUGGGCGAGGAUCUGAACAAGCAAGGUGCUUCUGAUGGGAAGAAGAUUAAAGUUGAGUGGGAUAGUCAGGAUGUGGGCUUAAACCUUAUCAAUUUUGAUGAAACCACCAUGCCAGCACCUGUUUGUUCAUGCACUGGAGUUCCCCGGCAAUGCUAUAAAUGGGGAAGUGGUGGGUGGCAGUCAGCCUGUUGCACAACCACCAUGUCAUCGUAUCCACUACCACAGAUGCCAAAUAAACGACAUGCCCGAAUUGGUGGCCGGAAGAUGAGUGGUAAUGUCUUCACUAGAUUGCUUAGUCGGCUGGCAGCAGAAGGUCAUGAUCUUGCGAUCCCUCUUGACCUCAAGGAUUACUGGGCCAGACAUGGGACAAAUCGCUAUAUCACCAUUAAGUAGAUGUUUUUCUUCUGUAGUCUUUCUUCGAUCUUAAAUUUAUCUAUGUUCUUCCUUGUAUCUCGACUGCCUUGUAACAAAACCUGUACCUUCUUGAUGGGAAGGUUGUUUCCUCGUUUCACAGUAAUCUGAUGUAAUCUCUUUUAAUAAAUUCAUCCCGUUAAAGGGGAUUUGUAAA